AUGAUCAUCAGCUUGCUUUCUCCAGAAGUUAGAGAGGCAACACCCUUGGAACAAUAUUUCUCUCGAUCACUCGGCCUCUGUUUGUUAACACUUGGAGUCAUGGUCGUGCUUCUCACUGGAUCUGUACCUCUAUCCUCGACACUAUCUGACACAUCGUCGGCUGCCGUGUCGACGGAUGCUUCUGAUCCCAAAGCGCCAUACGCAGUCCCAACACUCACCAUAUCACUGUUAUACCACGCUUCAACAGCGUUCUAUGCCUAUAUGCGUUACACCACAAUGGGUCAGGCUGGAUUUGCGCUUGGUGUUUUUGGUUCUGGGGGGCUUGCGUGUAUGGGAUUGUGGUGUCUUCUUUUUGCAAGUAGCAGUGGCCGGAUCUCGAGGAAAACAGGAGCAGACAAACGCACGAGUAAUUUUCCUUUCGGAAACACGGAAAGUGCUAGCUACAAAAAGAAGAAGCUGGGGAAAGCAAUCUAG
Molecule: messenger RNA, 474 nt
Organism: Glarea lozoyensis ATCC 20868
Lineage: Eukaryota; Fungi; Ascomycota; Leotiomycetes; Helotiales; Helotiaceae
Exons: 2
Coding region: 1-474 (157 amino acids)
Source: RefSeq, a predicted model, not a curated record